CAGGAGUACAAGUCCUUUCUAUUUUUUUUUUUUUUAAGAAAUCCGAUUACAAAUGGCUAGAAAAAUGAAUUUGUUAUGCCUCGUUUUCAUGGCCGUGGUAGCCGUGGGCUGGACUGCGAGUCCCACAACCACAAUGCCAACACCCACGAAAACCACCCAGAGGACCACCAUGACCUCUGACCCGGAGACGGAUAUGAAGAGUACUGACAAACGGGACAAACGCCAGUUGACUUCCACUGUGGGACAAGCAAACGUGGCCGGAGCUGGUGGCAACUUUCCCAUUUUCUUCGACGGACUGAACGUGCAACAGCCCCUUCAGCCUCUGCAACCAUUGCAGCCCCUGCAACCUCUACCGCCACUCCAGCAGCUGCAGCCUCUCCAGCCCAUCACCGUGGUGACUCCGGUGGCCUCCAAUUCGAAUGCCCAGAGCGGACAGCAGCAGCCCGGUUCCAGCUGGGUGCCCUCGUUCGGCCAGAACCUGCCCAUUAUCGGGACCCUGGUGGGUAGUCUGCCCAACCUGAUCAGUGGCCUGGGACUGGGAUCCUUGAAUGGAGGAUUCGGCACCCUCGGUGGCCUCAAUCUGGGCAAUCUCGGUCUGGGCGCCGUGACUCCAGUGGUGGCAGCUCCCGUCCAGCUUCCGGGAAACUCGCAGGGCGCCCAGGGAAGUUGUCCCCUCACCCAGAAGCUAUCCUGCCGCUGUGAGCCGCUCAUCCAGUUGCCGGGUCUCAAGCCCACCACGAAUCCUUUGAGAUCCCAGCUGGUGCAGAUUGUGCGACAAAAUGCCCGCAAGAACGUGGAUGGCUCGCAGGAGGUUCGUAUCAUCCUGAGCACCGGACAGGUGAUCUAUCAGCGAACCGGCAAGGAUCUCAGCCAGGAGGGUUACUAUUCGAUGAGGAUUCAGGGCGGAAGGUACUUCACCAUCUACUAUAAUGUGAACGAUAAGGACUACACUGUGCGUGCCGAUGUGAAGGAUACGCCACCCACCUCCGAUUUCGAUGAUUAGCUGAGUGGUCAGCUUUAA
Drosophila bipectinata is the source of this 1021-nucleotide messenger RNA. RefSeq lists its product as uncharacterized. The record is from RefSeq and is a predicted model, not a curated record. Lineage: Eukaryota; Metazoa; Arthropoda; Insecta; Diptera; Drosophilidae.